AUUUGAACGGUGUCUUUCUUUGUCAACAGUGUUGAGGAUUUCCGCAACGAAAGAAAGAUCGAAAGUCAAGAGAAAUUGUGGCGAAAUUCGUGGGUUUGUUACUGAAGAUGAAGGUGACAACUUAAUGCAAAAGAUCCCCCCGAACUGAACACAAACAGGCCGCGAUGUCCAUGUUGACGAGGAAGGGCACGUUGGUCCGGAAGUCACGAGGUUCCGGCCGGAAGUCGUCUGUGGGCAGGACGAAAUCUACUGGAUCCACGUGCAGCAACAGCACGCGCGGCACCGUAGACAGCGACGAGUAUUCUGUGCCGCCAUCACCGCUAACCAAGUUUGACCCGCAUAGCAGUUCAACGUCGUCCCCGGCAAGAAGUACAAUUGUGUCUUACAGUAAUGACCGACAAGCCUUUGACACCAACCUCGAGUGGGAAGCAGCAAUAGCCACCUCAAACCAGUCUACACCGGAUGUGUUUUUGCAACUUCAGGAAGCUAACAAAAAUGCGGACAGCGCAUGCGAGUUUGCUUGUCGAGGGCAGCGAAUACUAUGUAAAAGUACGUUUAUGACCGGGUGCCUAAUUCUGUCAAUAAUACUGCCUAUCAUCAUGAUAUCUAUGGGCGUGAAAUAUCUCAACGAGUGCCCCGCUCAACCCAAGGUGCCUGUAUACCUACUAGUGUCCGGAUGCUUCGCAAUGGUCAAGCUCACCGUCGACCUGUGGAAGGUCAUCCAGGACAAGAAGGACGAGAACUCUGACACCUUCUAUGACGUCAACGACAACGCGGCCUUGACCUCGAGGACGUACAAGAUCAUGAACACUUUGCUGACGCUGUUCCUCUUGGUGUGGCACGGGCUGGGCACGUACUGGGUGUUCAAGGUGUGGGAGCCUCGCUUCACGCAGCUGCUGCACCAGCCCAGCAACUGGUGCGACAAGACCGUGUACAUGUUCGCCGUCUGCCAGAUCCUCGGCCUCUACCUGUUCCUGUGCCUUUUCGUGCUCGUCGUCUGCUGCCUGACGGUCAUGUACAGGUCGUCUUGUGUCGGUGCACAGGAUAUUGUGUAGAAAAAAAAAUUGUGAUGAUUGAUGCUGUUCUUGCUUUUUCAUUGUGGGACGUCCAGGAGAGAUACGGUGAAGGAAAGAAGAAAAGAAGGAAUGUUUUGAAGUUUGUUUUUGUUUAACAACACCACUGGAGCACAUUGAUUAAUUAAU
Gigantopelta aegis is the source of this 1202-nucleotide messenger RNA. RefSeq names its product transmembrane protein 272-like. The transcript has 5 exons. The record is from RefSeq and is a predicted model, not a curated record. NCBI's taxonomy places the organism in Eukaryota, Metazoa, Mollusca, Gastropoda, Neomphalida, Peltospiridae. The coding region runs from base 165 to 1055 and encodes 296 amino acids.